Messenger RNA from Giardia duodenalis, 1299 nucleotides. RefSeq names its product S-adenosylmethionine synthetase. The record is from RefSeq and is a predicted model, not a curated record. Gene Ontology annotation, cellular component: cytosol. Lineage: Eukaryota; Fornicata; Diplomonadida; Hexamitidae. Gene Ontology annotation, molecular function: methionine adenosyltransferase activity; ATP binding. The transcript has a single exon. Gene Ontology annotation, biological process: S-adenosylmethionine biosynthetic process. Bases 1 to 1299 code for a protein of 432 amino acids.
AUGUCCCCUCGCACGUUCCUUUUCACCUCUGAGCAGGUUUCUGAGGGCCAUCCCGACAAAAUCUGCGACCAGAUAUCUGACCGAAUCCUGGACACCAUUCUGGCCCAGGACAAAAUCGCAAGGGUCGCAGCAGAUGUUGCAAUAAAAGACAACACUGUCUUCCUUCUGGGCGAGAUAUCCACCACUGCGGUUGUCGAUUACAAUCAGAUUGUGCGAGAUGUUCUCAGAGAGAUAGGCUAUGAAGAUGAAAAGACGUCGUGCGACUGGCGCACCGUGGAGAUAAUAAAUCGCAUCAGCAGUCAGUCACCAGACAUCUAUCAGGCAGUGUUUCGUCAGGAUGAGCUUUGCGCAGGUGAUCAGGGCAUCAUGAUAGGAUACGCCUCGCAGGAAACGAAGGCUCUGAUGCCCGCAACCCACUUGUUUGCCAAUCUUCUUGCCAUGCGUCUCAGCCGAGUAAGAAAGACAGGUGUACUGCCGUUUCUGAGGCCAGACAGUAAGACACAAGUCACCAUCAAGUACGAAGAAGACCCUUUGACUAAGGAGCUCAGACCGAUAUUCUUAGACACUCUUAUCAUUAGCACAAUGCACGCUGAAGAAAUAGGCAACACGGCAUUGCGCACUGCAAUUUUCAAGCACGUUGUAAUUCCCACGCUGAAGCAGCUGAAGGAGGACGAAGGUCUUAGUCUUCAAGUACUGCUUCCGGGGUGCGAGGAUGGAAACCUGGAGAGGUUUGACUAUGCGAGUUGGCCAAUCGAGGACAUCUGUCGCGGCCACUACAACAAGUGUGGUAGCGAUCAGCCACAGUACACUAAGCUUCUCAUCAAUCCAUCAGAUCGCUUUGUAAUUGGAGGGCCCAAGAGUGACUGUGGCCUAACGGGACGUAAGGUCAUCGCAGAUAGCUAUGGAAGUUUUGGGUCCCACGGCGGCGGAGCCUUCAGCGGCAAGGACGCCUCAAAGGUUGACAGGUCUGGAGCCUAUUUGGCCAGGAACAUCGCCAUGAGCCUCUGCUCCCCUAUGAAUAAUAUCUGUAAGCGCUGCAUGGUGCAGAUAGGGUAUGCUAUAGGUGUUGCCGAGCCGGUAUCUAUCUUUGUCGAAAUGUAUGGCUCAGAAUUGAAGCCAGAGUAUGCCGAUCAACAACUGAUAGAAAGGGCGAUUCGAAGGACCUUUGGUCUUACGCCGGGCAAGAUCAUACAGGAGUAUGCUCUGGACACUCCUAUCUUCUUCAACACAAGCAGAUAUGGGCACUUUGGACGCUCAGAGUUUCCGUGGGAACAGCCCAGGCGUCUCACACUUGACUAG